UAUCCUCAACAAGGAGGUUCUUAGCUUCCCAUCAAGUCAAAAUAUUUCACCAAUAACAGUACUACGUACUUUCAUCAAGAAGUCUUGAGUAGUCAGCUCAACUUUGCUGCACAAACAAUUUGACAAUUGAGACCCCCUCCAACCAAAAUCAACGUAAUAUGGCACCUCAUGGAGAGGCAAUAGUAAGCUCCUACGCCCCAGCCAACAACUUCAACAAACCCCGGAGGCUGUCAAACGAUAACCUUAAAAGAACAACAUCUGAUAUCUCUUUUGAGCUGAGUAAAGAGCCAGUAGACGUAAAUCUACAGGCAAUAUGCGAGGUUGAAGAUGCGAAGUGCGAGUGCUGUGGCAUGACUGAAGAGUACACGCUCGAGUACAUCAACGAAGUUCGCGACAAGUUUUGUGGGAAGUGGAUUUGCGGGUUGUGUACCGAAGCAGUCAAGGAAGAAAUGGAGAAGAACGGAGGGAAUAGAGAAGCAGCAUUGGAGGCUCACAUGAAUGCAUGUUUUAGGUUCAACAAGUUUGGUAGGGCCUAUCCAGUUCUUUCCCAAGCUCGGGCCAUGAGAGAGAUGUUCAAGAAGAGCGUCAGUUUGGAUGGAAGAGGAUUUAGAGCGAAUAAAAGUGUCCAAAAGAAAGGUCAAAUUGCUCGGAGCUCGAGCUGCAUUCCUGCCAUAACCAGGGAGAUCAAUGACUUUAAACUAGGGAAUUAACUCUAUGUAUAUGUACUAUUUGGAUCGAUCUUUAAUACUGUUUUUUUUUUUUUUUCUUAAACAGUUUUUGGUUGAUCCGAUGCUUUCUGUUAACUGCUUUUUCUGUAGGGAUUUUUUUCCCUUCGGUUAAUUUGUCAACUAAGUUAUAUUGCGCCA
Molecule: messenger RNA, 866 nt
Organism: Coffea eugenioides
Lineage: Eukaryota; Viridiplantae; Streptophyta; Magnoliopsida; Gentianales; Rubiaceae
Exons: 1
Coding region: 159-710 (183 amino acids)
Source: RefSeq, a predicted model, not a curated record